Messenger RNA from Panicum hallii, 1367 nucleotides. RefSeq lists its product as uncharacterized. The record is from RefSeq and is a predicted model, not a curated record. The transcript has a single exon. The coding region runs from base 114 to 959 and encodes 281 amino acids. Lineage: Eukaryota; Viridiplantae; Streptophyta; Magnoliopsida; Poales; Poaceae.
UACCCAAAAGCCCCUCCUCGAACCGAGCUUGCUUUUGCAGCUCCUCCUCCCCACUUUUUCUCGAGCGAAAAAAGGGUCUGAUCUUUGAGCAAACUGCAAACCCCACGGCUGCUAUGCUGAUCGCGAGCGCGGGGGUGAAGAUCAUGGAGUCGCAGCUCCUGUGGGAGUUCAUCGCGUUCCUCAAGGCCCGGUGGUCCGCGCGCUCCCGCGUCGACCAGCGCCGCCGCCGCCUGCGCCAGCUCGUGGCCAUGGUCCGCGCCGUCGCCGACGCCGCCGAGUGCCGCGCCGCCGUCCGCGACGGCUCCCUCUCCGCCUGGCUCCACGUGCUCCGGGCCGAGGCGCUGCGCGGGCAGCAGGUCCUCGAGGCCCCCGGCUGCGACGCCGCCGCCAUCGCGGGCUCCGCCAGGCACUUCCUCGCGGGCCUCAGGGCGCUGCUCGCGUGCAGCGCGGAGGUGGACCGCCUCACGGACGCCGUCGAGGAGCUCGAGCGCCUCGCGGGGCCCGGCGGGGACCUCGACAUGUUCGUCAAGGUGCUCCGCCUCGACACCGCCCGCGCCGACGAGAUGGAGGUCGACGGCGCUCCGGACCUCCGGGAAGAAGGGAGCAGCAGCAGGGCCAGCUCGGUCGCCGCCGGGCUCCCCGCCCCGUGGGGCAAGAGGAAGCGCGCCGCCUGCAGCUCCGGCGCUGACGGGGGCUCGGCGUCGCGCGGCCAGGUCGACAACGCGGUCCAGCUGCCGAAGCGCCGGGUGCUCGCGUGGAUGCGGCCUCACCAGUGGCUCCCUGCCGGCUUCGGCGGGCUCUUCGCCGCGCCCCGCGAGCUGCCGGUGUCUCGCUCGCACCGCGCCCGGGUGGUGGCGAAGGCGAUGUCGAGGGUCCGCCGCCGCAUCGGCAAGCCGACGAGGCGCCGGCAGCAGCAUCAGCAAAGCCUCGGCCAGCACCUGUCGCGGAUUUCCCUGUGAUGGGCCAGGUUUUGCUCCUGCAUUUUGGUAGCGGAGUGAGGAUCCCCCUGCAAUCUGAGGGUUUCGGUUGAUGCAAGUAGUAGCUAGUUCUUCCUCCUCGAGCUUAGUUAGAAUCCGUGAGCCACCUAGAGUUGUUCGACGAUUAACUUGUGAUUUCGUCGGCUGGAAGCUGGAGUAGUGAUUUCAGCCUAGUAUACUGAUCCUGCAUUUCUACUAUAGAUAGGAUUCCUCCAAUCCUCCUGCAAUCUGAGAGUUGCAGUGGAUGCAAAUCACUAGACUUGCCUACUAGUUCCUCCUCCAACUUAGAAUCCGUGAGCCCUCCAAAGUUCUUCGACUCGACUUGUGAUUUUGUCAGCUGAAGCUGCACCUGUGGUUUAAGUUUACUGCUGAUCCUACUAUUGACCGACA